Linum trigynum is the source of this 447-nucleotide messenger RNA. The record is from the annotation of a GenBank genome assembly. NCBI's taxonomy places the organism in Eukaryota, Viridiplantae, Streptophyta, Magnoliopsida, Malpighiales, Linaceae.
AUGCUUUUGAGUGCAUUUACUACAACAGCUUGUCAAAAAAGUAGCAAAUUUCUGUUCGUUCACGUGGUUGACCCUGCCAUCGGAAGUUGCCUAACUGCACACAUUUAUGCCCGGAGACAUGUCAUCCAGGCCAAUGUUCAUCACCUGACAAGUGCAGUAAAAAGGUUACCGUUCGCUCACUUUGGACUCGGACUUCUACCCUGUAAUUCAGAUUGCAAGGCUAAAAUUCAAGUUGUGGAGCAGGAACUGCAUUUGCGUACAGCAAAGGAUGCUAAGGAGAAAGACGGCCCUACUGAAGCACAGCCUUCUAGGCGUAGAAAACGACGCCAGCGGUUACAAGAAGCAAAUCAGUUAUCCACACUCCAGAAAAUCCUCCCCGCCGUGAAGAAGCUGCUUCUAGUGGUCAUCCUCGUGGUUACUCUGAUAGCUGCAUCGUAUUAUGGUUAG